This is a messenger RNA of Pomacea canaliculata, 7070 nucleotides long. RefSeq names its product WAS/WASL-interacting protein family member 1-like. Gene Ontology annotation, molecular function: actin binding. Bases 235 to 1530 code for a protein of 431 amino acids. NCBI's taxonomy places the organism in Eukaryota, Metazoa, Mollusca, Gastropoda, Architaenioglossa, Ampullariidae. The record is from RefSeq and is a predicted model, not a curated record. The transcript is spliced from 7 exons.
AGGGCACAAGACAUGCGCAGUCAGGAGGGUAUUGUCGCCAUAUUAGAAUCGAUAAGAUUCCGUAUGAUAGGGCGUCUGCGUGGACUCUCGCAUCAUCUUCCUUGUGUUACCAGUUUGGUCAAGCGUACGGCCGACAGUGCCAGGGGCUGUCCAUAAAAUGGCUACUGAUAAACGCUAGGGGCGUUGCUAAAGAAUAUUUGAAGUGCAAGAAAGUCAAGUGUUCACACCACCAAGAUGCCGCCACCGCCGCCACCACCACCACCCCCAGGGCCAGGACCCCCUCCUCCUUCAGGAGGCCUCAAGCUGGGUGGUGGCAAAGGGGGUGGAGGAGAUCGGGGUGCUUUGCUGUCUGCCAUCCACAAGGGGGCACACCUGAAGAAGACUGAAACCAAUGACCGCAGUGCCCCCCAGGUUGGAGCUGUUAAAGGAGGAGGUGGUGGAGGUGGCGGAGGAGGAGGUGGAGGUGGUGGAGGAGGUGGUGGCAGUGGUCCUGUGGGGAUGGGAGGUCUUUUUGCUGGAGGCGUGCCUCGCCUCCCCAGCCAGGCUCGAGGGGCCAGUUCCAGAACUGUUGUUGAGACUCCGUCACAUGCUCUUCGACCCCAUGUGCCUGUAGCCAAUGGUCCUUCAUCUGGACCACCUCGUUCUUGGCAGAUGAAUGGGGGAGGGCCUCCUCCUCCACCCCCAGCAAACAUCAAGCCUGCUGGAAGUCUUCCAACCCUGCCACCCACCCCCAGCAAGCCACAUCCAAGUCGUUCUAUAUCACAUGAUGACUCCGAUGUAACUGACAGCACUCCACGACCAAAUGUCGCAGCUUUGGCAGCGGGUUUGGCAUCUCGACAGCCUCCACCAUCACCACGAUCGCAGCCACCACCACCUCCUCCAGUUGCUUCUGGGAAACCGCCUGUACCUUCAGGGCGACCCCCCAGCAUGGUUGGGCGGCCUUUACCUCUGCCUCCAACAUCGGCAGCCACACCGGCACGUCCACCUGCGGCACCAACAGCACCCAUACCAGCACGUCCGCCUCCAGCACCAACAGCAGCCAUACCAGCACGUCCGCCUCCACCACCCCCAGUCCGCAGCAACACAGGAGCACCUCCUCCUCCUCCUCCAGUCAACCGCACUACUCCCCCUGGUCCCCCAGCCACCAGGCCUUCUGGUCCACCCCCUCCACCUACGAGGGUAUCCUCCAAUACCAGCGGUGGUACCAUAGGCCGUGCAGGCCCACCCCAGAUACGGCCUCCGCCUCCUCCAGCUCGUCGAGAUCUCAACAGUGGAGGGACUGUUGGUCGCAGUCAGGGCCCACCACCUCCUCCAACCUCCCUGCCACCUCAGAACAUUGUUCGCAUGAGCAGUUCAGGUUUCGGAGAUGAUUUUGAAGGAAGGUUUCGUUUUCAUCCAUGCAACGAGUUGCCACCACCAGAGCCUUUCAGUGGUGUACACAAGACGUAUCCAUCACAAAACCCCAAGAAUUUCAAAAACUCAGUUAGCCAAAGGCGGUUACCUCCCCCUCCGCCUCCCAACAGUCGAUGAGACAUGGAGAUGAUGACUACAGUGGAGCAAGCUGGAUGUGUCUGUUUCGAUUGGCAACCUUUUCCAGCCAAAUCUGGUGUGGCACAGACCCCAUUUUAACUGCCACUAAUUUAAUAAGUGUGAAAAGAACACUUGUCUGUGAUGAUUUUUCCAACACAAUUGUACCUAACUAAACAUUUGCCUAAAACUAUUAUGUAGUGAUGUGUUCUGUGUGCUGGAGGCUGUUGGAUUCCAAGCAGCUAUUGUGCAAGUCAGGCUGCGUGGUAUUUGGGGCUGUGAGAGAUGAUAACAUGGGCAGGCUUUACAGCAAAGGGGAACACAGCUGGGCGCCAAGAUGAGAAUGUGCUGCAAUGUGACUGUACUUCCCUGUGUCUAGUUAGAAUGGUGGUUUGGGACAAGUUAAAGUCCUCAUGAAAUGAACAUCAGCACUCUUAGGGCCUAUAAAGCCAUUACCCCAACUUGAAGUUUCAGCAGACUGCUUGACAUGUCAAGACAGAAUGCCUUAGUGACACGUCAAAGCUCUGAUGUCAUGGCGACUGCUGUUGAAUGGUUUUUCCGACAUUCUAAUGCUGCACUCGCAAACUGUUCCGAGGAAUCCCUGAGCUCAAGAUGUGUAUGCAAGUAGUUGGGAGUGCGGUGCCUGUAUUCAUACAUAAGACUCGGAUCUGUGUGUGCAUGACUCGGCCAGCAGAGAAAUACAUAGAAUGAGAGAGUGUUAAGGUGACCCUUUUGCCUGCAUGUGCGGACAAAGCAAGAAAGCAAGAUGGCAUAACCUGAAGGGAGACAACAUUGACCUUGUAGCUGAUUUAAAUUUUUGUUUCAUUAGUUUUUUAAAUAUUUUUUUAACUGUUUCAGCAGGUCAUGUUCUGUUACAAUUUAUUAUUUUUUUAAUCUUCAAACCUUGUAUUUCAUGGAUGGUAGGGAGUCAGGGAGCUGGCUUGUGAAAGCAGCUGAGAGUAUAAGUAUGUUCUUGAAUGACAGUGUGCUGCAUCACAGACACUUCAGUGGCUUUGCUGCCAGUCCAACUGCACACGUUCCAGACUCUUCCUUCCAGAUAAAUAAUAUUUAUGAUUGCUAAAUCAGAAGCAGUUUGGUAUUUUUUGAGUAUACUAUCGCAGUUCCCUCUGCUUUUGUAAUGGCAGGCGACCAGUGCAAAUCAGUGCACUUGUAACAAGGUACCCAGAGCAAAAGAUGUGGAGGUUUUAACGAGUUGGGCAGACAAAGGCAUCUGCUUCCUCUUUGCUUUGAACUUUUUCCUAAAACCCAGGAUUAGUGGGGCACAUCUUCUUAGCACUUAGCAGCUUACGUAUCUUUUGAGCACUGAGCAGUUUAAGGAAUGCUUUUGUCAGAGGGGAAUGGUAAGGGCCUUGUUCAUGUUUUUGAUCGGUUUCUGCACUUAAACACAGCCUCUUCAGAUUAUCAUUAGGCUGGACACCCCAGCAGAAAUGCCAAAUCUCACAGAAAGCAGCCUGAGUCUUUGAAAUAAUUUUCUCCAUUCACUUAUUAUUUUCUCUUUUAAAAAGAGGGUUUGUCUGAGUCAUAAGUGGCAAAACUGGCUUGAGUGUUCACUGUUGGAUAGCUGAUAUGUUCUUGACAUCUCACUACUCCCACAUGUUUAACAGCAGUAGGGGAAAAAUGCCCCUAAGAUCUCAUCAGUGAUUGCAAAUAAUUGUGGAUUUUAUUUCUCAUGAUUCUUCUCAUCUUGUUAGUUGCUUACAGCUUCUACAAUAUUGUUUCUGUUCUUUUUAUCUAUUUUAAGGUCUUCCCAGUUAUUUUUGCUUAUCUGUUCCAUUGUCAACUCUUCACCAACACCAGCAUUUCCUCCACUUAGUGCAAGAGCAAAGCCAUGGCACAUGGUGCAAUUAGGAACGAGAUAUCUAGGGUAAUCUUCAGCAAUUGUACAGUAUUUCAAGUAGUGGGCAGUUUCCUUGUAAUUGCCACCCACUGACUUAAAAAAAAAUCAAGUUGCAUGCAUGUGUGCACCCUGUAUGUAUGUGGAUGGAUGCAUGCAUGGGAGAUUUCCUGUUUUCUGCUUGCAUAACUCUUAUAAUAAUUAUGGGCCUGCAAGGUCUGGUUAUAUGAUUCUUGGCAUAUUAGAGAUUGUAUGUUUUCAAGACUUGGUGCCUUUUCUAACUUGUUGCUUCGUUCUUAGAUCUGACCUGGGCUGAAAGCUUUCCUGUUAUUUUCAAGGUUGAAUUCCUAUCACCCAGAAUACGCAAGCUCCUUCUGUUGUAUUUCAUGUCAGGAUUUUGGUCAUGAUUCUUAGUAUCUUUUUGAAGAAGGAAAAGUGACUGCAAAGUUUAAAGAUAUUUCAGGGUUCCAGAUUGCCAGCCAAAAGCAUGUUGGUUUUCUUUUUAAUUAGUGGGGCAGGUUGCCAAUGGCAGCGUUUGCUUAUGUUUCUGUUCUCUCGCUUAGAAAAUUGGUGUUAUUCUCAUCUGGAACAAAAGUGGACUGUGGGGUACAGCUUUGUGCCUUUCAUAUGUUCCAAAAGAAAAGCAAGAGAGCUUUAAACUGUAUUCAUUUUUUGUACUUGUACUGUGUGUGUUGCCAACAGCAACCUCUGUCUGGUCAGCAUUAUGGGGCUUGCAGACAAAAUGCUUGGGAAGAAGUUUACAGACUUAUAAAAGAUAUGUUAGAAAUUGGCAGCAUUCAGAACAUAAAAUAGAAGAUUUGGUCAUGCGUGUGUGGAUUUUGACAUGUUUAGUGCUAGAUGGUGUAAUCUGUUGGCACAUAAUAAUGUGUCAUCAUUUUAUAGCUUGUAAAACAGUCCUUGAAGCCUAGACGUGAUAAAGCUAAGUGAAACAGGUUCAGUAAACCCUUUUGUAUUGCUUAAUUUUGAGUGAAUUCAUCAUGAUCAAGAGAUACAUAGUUCUGCAGUCUUGGAAUGAUUACAUCAGAGAGGCACCGACUGCAGGCAUGUCUUGUACUAAGUGUUGAAGUGGCGGGGGGAGUAUUUUGUUUCUAGGCAUUUCUUGUUCCAUAGUUGCAACAACUAUUUUUCUUAUUUUGAAAACUGCAAAUACAAAAAUGCAUAUGCCUUCUCAUACAUAAAUAUAUAUAUGAAUAUAUAUUCUCAUUAUUCCUUUUCGCCCUCAGUGGAGCAUAGGGCUGCAAUAAAUAUAUGUAGGGUAAUCUUUACUAUCAAUUACUAUGUGGCAUGCAGACAGUACUAGCAUGCAAGGGGACGUCAUCAAAUGCUCAUUUUUACACACUGUUGUAUGCUGCUUAUUAUCACAAAGCAAGUGCUGAUAAACUUAGUUUUUUCCCCAUCCAGGUUGUAGAGCUGGUGAUGAUUUUAUGUGAUGGGUUUAUGAAUUGAGGAGAGCUGGAUAUAUUAUUAAAUUGUAGUGUUAGUAACAUUAGAGGAGUUGAGGAGCAUUAUAAAAGAUCCUGCUUAGACAUUUCAUGGUCCCUGUUAUGGUUUUCAGUUUGUUAGAAGUUCGAAUAUAAAGGAGGCGGCAUGAACAAGAAUGCCUUAAGCCCAACAACUGUUUAAAAAAAGAAUUAAUCAAACACUCCAAAAUGUGAGCUCCUGAGCUUACCUCGUCCCUCUCCAGGGCACAGUAGUCAUUCCUGCAACCAUCACAGCUCUGACCUCGAACUAUAUGCUCUUUCAGUUAGGAAUUUGGGGCAUCCAUGUGUGCUGAGUGCCUGAAAAAUAGUUGGCUGCUUCAAGCAAACCUGUGAAAAUUCUUCCCAUCCUACCCGAUGAGCAGUCAUUCAGCUGGGUGUCACCUUCAAGCACUGUCCACGCCUGCACUACCUCUUGGGAAAAAAUGCUGUUCAUGUUUUCAUGUUUUGUGAUAAGCAAAUGAAGCUUGGAAUUCUUUGGUCAUGUUUUGCACUGCAGUCUUCAUGUUGAUUAUUGCACAUUAUUUCCACACAGCCAUACUAGUUGGUCGGGGAUUAAUUGGAAAAAAGAUUCAUUUAUGUGUAGUCUUGCUUUUUAAGACAAGUGGAUCUGUCUUUGGCUUCUGGAAACUUGUGGGAGAAAUGGAUUCUUUCAUCAACAAAUUGCAUGUUUGGAGCCCCAUAGUUUGGAUCUGUGUACAUAGUAUAAAAGUGUAACAAUGUAUUCUCUAGACAAGCAAUUUAAACAGUUCUAAUUUAGUUAUUUACCUUUUGUGUCAUGCUCCUGAAAGUCUACCCAUACCAAAAAAAAACAAACUUCUCAAAAUGAUUGCAAUAAUAAGUAAAUGAAAACUUGAGGCAGUGGUGUAAUUGUGCACCAUUUGGAGAUUUAGAUAGAGUAGACGCUUAUGUUUUUCUGUCCUUGUUUUGUCUAAUAUAUUGUGCAGUACUAGAAAGCAAAGAGUUAAAAGUUACAAACUGGAAGGAAAACUUGCUAUAGUUUCUAUCCCUCAGUUUGUAUUUUUGUUUUAACUGCGAACCUUUAAUGCCAAGAUGUCCUCCAAAAUGUACUUUUCCUGGAAAUCACGAAUUCUGUUGGACAUCAAAACUUUUUAUUUUUUCAGUUAAAAGUAAUGUGUUUUCCCCCUACUUACUACAGCCCUUGCCUCUCUUCUUCUGAAUUAUACGGUUUGAUCUCUUUCACGUCUCUUUGUCUUGCCAUUCUUCUUUCCUUGGAGGGAACGGAGAUAGCUAAUAGUCCGAGCACCUGCGUCUAAAGCUGGAGGCCUGCACUCAAGGUGAUUUGACAUACAUGUGUUUCAGCUAACUUUCCUCAGAUUGAUCCAGAUUUUGAAUGGGUUGCUUAACCCUUGAAUGGUUGAGAAAGGAAUGGCAAAUGGGGAAAGGCUAUGGGUACCACCCUUACAAACCUUGACCCCUAGAUAGGUGUGGUCUUAGACACUUCCUACAACCUUUGUCUUUCCUUUCAGUUUUUUCCAUGUAAAAUAACAUGGCAGCAUGGGCUGUUUCAGUUGUCUACAAACAGCGUCAUCUGAUUUUGCUUUUUUUUUUAGCUGUACUUGAUGGUAAUAGUUGGAACUGAAAAGCUGAUGACAAGACAAGGAAGUAAUGCAGAUUAAAACAGAAAUUAUAAGCACAUGGUGUUGGUAGAACUGCUGUUCAGAAUUUAGGUGAGAAAUCUAUCGUUAAUCUUGUAACAAUUUGCGGUUACAGGUAGUGACAAAAAUGUCAAAGCAGCUCUGGAAAACAUUUUUAAAGCAGAGCUUGGCUCAAAAAUUUUUAACUGCAUAAUGUGUAUGGCUAAGUGGCAUAGUUCUUUUGAAUGACGUGUUUGAAUGUUUGCUGGCUGUGCCAAUAAUUGCUUGUGUGGAAUUAUGAUAAAUUAUAUGUGAUGGUGUGAUUAUCUCUCCUUUGCAUAGCAUGUCUGGAAGUGGACAGGAGAGUAAGGGCAGAGAGGUGGCCUCCAUCAAGUGCACCCUCUUUGCGGUUUCCAAGGAGACUGCCAAGCAGUCAUGUAAUGUUUACCUUUGAAGUGUGGCUAAUGUCCAUUGUGCUUGAUUACUACUUUUCCACCAGCUGUUGAUCUGUAUACAAAUAUUCCCAUUUUCUUGUACUCUAUAUACACUCAUUAGAUUUAUGCACUUUCUUGUAUAAACUGGGCAAGUACA